Messenger RNA from Nothoprocta perdicaria, 8120 nucleotides. Its product is annotated as receptor-type tyrosine-protein phosphatase V-like. The record is from RefSeq and is a predicted model, not a curated record. Gene Ontology annotation, biological process: protein dephosphorylation; angiogenesis. NCBI's taxonomy places the organism in Eukaryota, Metazoa, Chordata, Aves, Tinamiformes, Tinamidae. Bases 349 to 7161 code for a protein of 2270 amino acids. The transcript has 39 exons. Gene Ontology annotation, molecular function: cadherin binding; protein tyrosine phosphatase activity.
CCCCGCUAGCAACCAGCUCUCUAACCACAGCGCUGGCACAACAACAACCACGGRGCGGCCGCGGCGGGAUGUAGACCCGCAGGAACAAUAGCAAAUGCUUGCAAGARGACGCACACACGCUGGACUUCUCCCAGCCCGGAGGCGCACUCUGCCUCUGCCCGGGGACAGCUGGCGACGUGCAGCACGCUGGCAUGCGGCACCGGCUCCCCCUGACACCACCCUGUCACCUGAGCCUGUGGGGACACAGCCCCUCCGUGCAAUGGGAGCAGGGGCCAGCAGGGCACAGGCACCGCUGAGAAGCUCCCGCCCGACUUUCUCUUCCUUCAUCCUGCAGCUGCCCCAGUGCCAAUGCAACUCCUGCUGCUGCCGUUGUUCGUCCUGUGGCACCUCGGAACCCAGGCACAGGGCGAGAGAUGCAAUCAGACUGCAGAGUUGGAAGGGCAGGAUGCACCAAGUGAUGGAGGGACCCUUCUGAACCUCAGCGUGAGUGACCAUGGCCGAUCAGACUCUCUCCUUCUGUCCUGGGAUGAGCCGGAGCGGGGUGUCGUGGGAUAUUCACUUGCCCUCUCUUCCCUGCGGCCRGACAAGAUGCUGCAGAACAGAUCAAUUGGACCGAACAGCACCAAUUUCUGGUUCCAUGGGCUGACACCUGGCACGUCCUACAAAAUUGACAUGACAGCUACUCUUGCCUGCAUGGGCAUCACCAGCCAGACAGUCAUUGGACAGACAAGUCCAUCACCUGUCCACAACCUGAGCCUGAGCAGCGAUGGGAGCUCUGCAGUGCUGCGCGCCUCCUGGGAACAUGCCGGCGGGCAGCUGGACGGCUACCACCUUGCCCUGUAUCACAGCGACUCCCAGAUUCUCGUGAGAAAUGCAUCCGUCCUGCCAAAUGCCACCACAUUCCUGUUUGAUGGGUUGCUGCCUGGCAGCGAGUAUGCCUUGAAAGUCAGCACACUGUCUGGAGCCAGCCAGGCCAGCACCAGUAUCCGCCAGUGGACAGCACCCUCCAUUCCCACACAGCUAAGGCUCACUCCAGGGUCCAGCACCAGCCUCUUUGCCUCCUGGGCUGGUGCUGGGGGAGCUGCCUGGCUGCACCUCACGCUCCGCGAUCUGCUCACCCAAACGGUGACCAAGACCUUGUCAGCCAAGAGAGGYCUCACCAACUACACCUUCCAGCACCUGCAGCCUGGCACUCAGUACUGGUUGGGUCUCAGUGCCAUGGCUGGGCCUUAUUCCACAAUGGGGCCGAAUGCCACAGCCUGGACAUACCCACUGCGCCCUGGCAAUGUGACGCUGAGCAGCGUGGAGGAGCAGAGCUCCUUGCAGGCUCACUGGAACAUCCCAGCAGGAGAAAGAGACUUUUAUCUGGUGACCCUGCAGGAGGAAGAGGAYGGUGCUCCAACAAGGAACAUCUCCGUUGGAGGAGACAGCAGUCAUGUCACCUUCCAUGGGCUGAGGCCUGGGAAGCAAUACUCAGUCCAGGUGACAGCAGUGGCUGGACCUUACUGGGCUUCUGAAUACAGCCCAGCUGUCUGGACAAAGCCACUGCCACCAUCCAGUGUGAGCCUCUGCAACCAGGGCAGCUCCUCCAGCCUGCUAGCCCGCUGGGAAAAGGCAAUGGGAGAGGCAUACAUGCUGGUCCUCAGUCCCGUGGAGCUCCCUAUGAAGAACAGCUCCCUUCUCAGGGGUGUCACCAACUUCACCUAUGAGGGCCUUCACCCCGGAACCCUCUAUAGCUUUGAGAUCAGCACUGUGGCUGGCCCUUACACCUCUGCACCUCAGCGCAUCACCAACUGGACGUAUCCUUUGCCUCCAGAGCAGCUGACCCUCAGCAAUCAAGGCCUCAGCACGUCUCUACAAGCUUCCUGGAAAGCAGCUUCUGCUGGCAGCACCGGCUACACUGGUUCUCUCUGGGAGACGAAAGCCCAGAGAUGUGUCAGGAACGUGACAACAGGGAAGAGCCUGACAAAUGUCACCUUUGAGGAUCUCGUCCCUGGGCGACAGUAUACCCUGGAAAUGGUUGCCACAGCUGGGCCUUACAAAUCCCCUAUGCGAUCWGCAACAGACUGGACAUACCCCAUGGCUCCGUCCGGUGUGACCCUGACCAAUACCAGAAGCCCACUGGGACUCUCUGCCUUCUGGGACAAGGCUGCUGGUGAUGUGGACCAGUUUCACCUCCAGCUCUACAGCAAGAACCUUCCGUCACAAAGGAACAUCACAGUGGGGCCCAAAACACRGAAUUUCACAUUCCUGGGCCUGGCCCCUGGUAUUCAAUAUUUCCUGAAGGUGACCGUCCUUGCUGGCCCAUACAGAUCUUCCUCCCACUUUGCGACYGAGUGGACAUAUCCAUCAUCGCUGGCUAACGUGAGCAUACAGCCUGGCCGGAGACCCCAGGAGCUGCAUGUGAGCUGGGUGGAGCCAGAUGGUGGCAGAGAACACUUGGUACAGCUCUCGGUGGCUGAAUCCCUGUCCAUCAUCAGGAAUGUGUCUGUUCCCUAUGGAGUCAACCACAUUGACCUGGAGGGGCUGGUGCCAGGGUCCCAAUACCGUGUGGAGAUCUUCUCACAGGCUGGGCCUCAUCGCAGCUCCUCCCAGACUGUCAUCGGCUAUACUGUCCCGCUACCUCCUCUCUCACUGUCAGCGAUCCCUGUCAGCACUUCCUGGGCCCUGGCUGUGCACUGGGAGACUCCACCAGGUCAGAGGGAUGGAUAUCUGCUCAGCGUGCAUGAGGAGGACUCCUCUUCAUCAGCAAGGAACCUGGACGUGGGAAAAGACAGCACCAACAUCACCUUGGCACAGCUGGCACCAGGAACGUGCUACCUUGUUGAGCUCUGGGCUGUAGCUGGACUCUACCGCUCCCUCCCCAAGAAUGUCACUAGUUGUACAGUUCCUGCUGCUCCGACRAACUUGAGCCUUACCAACCCAGGCAGCUCCUCAGAGCUUCAUGCAUGCUGGAACAAACCCCCUGGCAGAAGGGACCAUUAUCGUGUUAACUUAUAUAGCCUCACCUCUCAGAGCCGGGCCAGGGUCCGGACAUUGCCACCAGAUGCUCAGAAUGUUACCUGGACUCAUCUGGAGGCAGGCAGCAGGUUUGCUGUGCAGGUCACUGCUGUGAAAGGCUCAUUUGAAGCUUCCUCUGAAAAUGUCACUCAGUGGACAUAUCCAUUGGCUCCAUCCAACCUCAUGGUGAGCAGCCCCUCUGCCUCCAAACUGCAGGCCUCCUGGGCAGCUGUGGAGCAGGGAGCAGRGGGCUACGUGGUGGAUCUCUACGACAGGGCCUCUGGUGGCCCUGUUGGGCACRUGGUGCUGAACAGGCACACUAGGAGUCACACCUUCAUCAACCUGAGCCCCGGCACUCACUACAGUGUCACAGUGAGGGCCACAGCUGGGCCCUACCAUGCCACCACGCUCAACCUCACCCACUGUACACGUCCCUUGGCCCCUGCAGCUGUGCACUUUCUGAGCACGGGGCACUCCGACAGGCUGACGGCAUCCUGGAGGGCUGCAGGUGGGGGACGAGACAGCUACAUGCUGACCCUGUACCACGUGGGACUGGGCACCGUGGUGGCAACGACCUCACUCGCAAGAGACACCCACAACUUCACCUUCCUGGGGCUGGCCCCAGGAUACGAAUACUCCCUGGAAGUCAGUGCCAAGGCUGGACCAUACCAGACAGUGGCACACAAUGUCAGUGGAUGGACAYGCCCCCUGCCCCCUGCUGCAGUGUGCUUGCUGAGUGAGGGGCACUCCGACAGGCUGAGAGCUUCCUGGGGAGCAGCAGCCGGCGGGCRAGAUGGCUACGCUCUCACUCUGUACCGUGUGAGCUUGGACACUGUGUCAGCUACAGCUUCCUUCGGGAGCGACAUCAACAACUUCACCUUCACGGGCCUGCAUCCAGGAAGCAAGUAUGUGUUGGAAGUGAUGUCCAUAGCUGGGUCCUACCGGAUACCUGCAGGGAAUGUCAGCAACUGGACAUAUCCCCUGGCACCAUAUAGCGUGUACAUGACAAACCAGGGCUAUACUAACAGGCUAAGUGUGUCCUGGAAAGCUGAGCCCGGAGGACAAGAUGGUUACAGGCUCUUCCUGUACCAUGUGGGAUCAGGUAUUGUGGCAGGCAACGCGUCUGUGGGGAAAAGCACCAACAAAUUCACCUUCUCUGGCCUGGCUCCAGGGCACAAAUACGUGCUGGAAGUCCUCUCCGUGGCAGGGCCCUACACAGCCUCAGCAGGGAACAUCAGCGACUGGACAACCCCUUCAGUUCCCCAAAAUCUCUCUGCGCUGGUGGAAGGGAACAACACAAUACUCAUCUCCUGGGACAGUGUCUCGGGCCAGCAGGAUGACUGCCAGCUGUGGCUGCAAGAUCCCAGGAACAGCUCUCUUCCCCAGCAGCACACCAUCACCAAAGGUCAAGUGCGGCAUACCUUCCAGGGGCUGAUCCCGGGGAGAAACUACUCCGUGUCCUUGAGCUGCGUGGCUGGGCCCUACUGGAGCAGCACCAAACCCUUGGCAGUGCCAGUAGAACCAAACCCAGUAGAGGAUGUGCAAUGCCUGUCAGAGUCCAGUAGCCUUUACUUGAAUUGGACCAGUUCUCCUGGAGAUGUGGAGGCAUACGAGGUGAUGACAGAGAGACUUUCUGGAGAUGGACCUCUCACCUCCAAGGACUCUGUGAGUGUCCCUAGCAGUGAAGUCAGCCUUGAAGGACUGCAGCCAAACUCUUCAUAUAGAAUCAUUGUGAGCACAGUGGGCAAGAACAGGAUGAGGAGCCAGGCUGUAACUCUGCUCUGCCACACGGCGGUGGAGGCCCUGCCUCCACCCCUGCGAACAAACAUCUUCCAUGUGGAGGCCAGCUCCACAGUUGUCAUUUCAUCCGAUCUGUUCAGUGAGGAGAAUGGCCAGAUCGAGUACUACGGUGUCAUUGUCACCACUAACAACUCGUUGCUGAGGCCCACCCAGGAAAGCAUGUCCAGCACAUGGUACGACCACUAUUAUGGGACAGAGGAUUCCUACUUGGCUGUACUGAUCCCGAAUCCCUUCCAUCCAAGCCCCAGGAGUUCCCUGGAAACCUGGCCAGUACCAGUGGGAAUAGAGGAGUGUGGCCAGUCUAGGGCAACAUGCAAUGGGAAGCUGAAAGCYGACAAGCAGUACAGGUUCAGCAUCGCUGCCUUCACCAGGUAUGAUCCGGUAGCUCCUGCAGUGUCAUUCACCAUGUUCUCAGCUGCUCAAGCAAGUGUAGAGGCAUCUCCACUCCCCAUGCCAGUCAUAGCUGGAAUUGUCAUGGGAUUUCUCUUGACACUUACAGCUAUUUUUGCUUUGGUCUAUUGGAAACAACUCAGAACAAAGAGAACCAAGAACAGCCUGCCCCAGGAAAUGGUGACUUACAGCUUGAGAAACGUCCACCGGCCGAUCCCCACACAAAACUUCAAGCAGUACUACGAGAUGAAGACAGCAAGUGGCAAUCAUGCUUUCUUCCAGGAAUUUGAGGAGCUGAAGGAAGUUGGGAAGGAGCAAUCAAAGGUGGAGGCUGAGCUGUCUACCAAUGUCUCCAAGAACAGAUAUCCCCAUGUGCUGCCCUAUGACCACUCGCGAGUCAAGCUGAGCCAACUGGGGGAGGAUCCGCAUUCAGACUACAUUAAUGCCAACUUCAUGCCCGGCUAUACAUCGCAGCAGGAGUUCAUUGCCACCCAAGGCCCCCUGAAGAAAACAAUAGAGGACUUCUGGAGACUGGUAUGGGAGCAGAACGUCCGCAACAUCGUCAUGUUGACAGUGUGCAUGGAGAAUGGGCGAGUCCUCUGUGAUCAUUACUGGCCAUCAGAGUCAGCCCCAGUAUCCUAUGGGCAGGUCGAAGUCCACCUGCUGAAGCAGAACAGCUCAGAAGAGUGGACCAUGCGCGAGUUCAAACUGUGGCACCAAUGCCUCCAGACAGCGCGGCAUGUGUCCCACCUGCACUACACGGCAUGGCCUGACCAUGGGAUCCCAGAGUCUACGACUUCUAUUAUGGCCUUCAGGGAGAUAGUCCGAGAGCACAUUCAGAGCGCCAAGGAUGCCGGGCCAACUCUUGUGCACUGCAGUACUGGAGUGGGCCGCACUGGCACUUUCAUUGCUCUGGACCGUCUGCUACAGCAGAUGAAGCAGGAGAAAAUAGUGGACACGUUUGGGGUCGUCUACACCUUGCGGAUGAACCGUUACCAGAUGAUUCAAACCCUGUCCCAGUAUAUUUUCCUGCACAGCUGUAUCCUGGACAAGAUCUUGGAGGAGCCUCUCCUGGGCCUAUCAGGAACAGAGACGUCCUGCCCCAUCCCAGUCAAAAGCUUUGCACAGCACUGUGCCCAGAAAGCAUCCAAGUCCAAUAUGGGCUUCCUGAAGGAAUAUGAGACCCUCCUAGAGGUAGUCAAGGAAGAAGCCAGCUCUGCAACUCCAUCUUCAGGCAGCCAGCAGGCACGGACCUCUUCCAGCAUCCUCCCAUAUGAUCGCUCCAGAGUCAAGUUUUCCCUGCUGGAACAGGGCACUUCUUCAGGUCUCCUUCACGUGUGGCAUAUUCCGGGCUGCAGUUCCAGCAGGGAUUAUUUGGCUAUCCAGGGCCCUGACAAGGUGACCAUGGAAGAGUUCUGGACCCUGGUGUGGGAACAGGAUGUCCACAUGAUCCUAACACUUCUCCCCUGGCAUGAAAAGGGGGAGGUCCCGAGUGAGGCAUGCUGGCCCCUGGAAGGAGACUCUCUUCGCACAAAGAUGCUGACGAUCCAGUGUGGUGCAGAGAAACCUGUCUCGGGAUGGAGGUGUAUCCAGCUCAAAAUGAAACACGAGAAGAAAGCAAAGGAGAAGCAAGUGCAAUGGUUCCUGUAUACACUCUGGAACAGCAAGAAACAGCCAGACAUCCAAAGACUGGUGGAGUUCCUCACUGCUGUCAGACGGUGCAUACCCCACCGGAGGAGAGCCAGUCCUCUCAUCCUGCACUGCAGUCCUUGCAGCAGCGAUGUGAGCCAGAUGGGGACACUGAUUGCUCUGGACUGCCUGUUGCACCAACUGAAAGCUGAAAGAAGUGUGGAUGUCUAUGGAGUGACCCUCCAGCUGACGAAAAGCUGCUGUCUCAUGACCCCAACACUGGACCAGUACAUGUUCCUGUACACGUGCAUCCGGGACAUCAUUGCUCAAAAACAGUCCUAAACCCUCUCAGCACUUCCUGGCACCAUCCUUCACUCCGCUGCUGCAGGGUCUUARCCCAAGCCAGAAGCUGCAGGAGCACCGUGGGACAUUGUGGGACACGUGGCAGAAAUGAGUGCUGCAUCAAGAGGGGACCCACCUGGGUACAGCCAUGGGUCCUACAUGGAUUACAGGUGCUGACAGAGACAUCAGGACUCCUCAUGUCCUAUCCCAGUCUGCUGAAGUCCCUCACAUUCCUGGUGUCUGGAGRAUUUAUUAACCUAAUUGCAGCACAUUGUCCUUGCUCUGGAGUCCUGCAGUGCUUCUGCACCUCGGUGCAGGAUGGAUGAGCCUCUCUGCAGACCCUGACUCCAGCAGGUUGUUAAUGCGUGAUGAAAGCCCGUGACUGCAUGGACAUCUCGUGGGUGCAGCGUGCACUGAGAUGUCAAAUGUUGCUGUGGGCAGAACAUCCCGGGAACAGACCUGUCUUGGAUGAUGGAUCACUGCUAGAUGCCAACAACAUGAACCCCUAGGAAAGGGUGUACUCUUACAAGCGGGUUGGCUUUCCUGGGGUCCUGGAAUGCUCCAGGACAUCUGCKGCCACAAAGUACCCAUUCCCAAAGGGCAGCUGUGUCCCUAUCCAGGAUGGCCAUGAGCAAUGGGGGUCUUUGGCCAGCCCAGGCACUACAGCCUGUGUGCACACAUGUCAGAGCCAUGGUUCAAAUUCUGAAUUUGAGGGGGAUUUGAGAGGGAGAGGGAGCUGCUGAUAUUAGGAAGACCAGUGGUCAUCCCCUCAAACCGAGGAGAGAGGAGCCAUACCUGGAGCAAAACCCAGCAUUUCCCCACCUGUAGAUUCGGACAAAUUCUGUGGCUUUCGUUUACUAAGUGUGGCUUGGAAAUCCCAGAUGCUGAGCACAGUUAGGUAUUAAAGAUGUAAGUAGAUGCAAGCUUUAGCCUAGUGUUCAAUAAACGCUUAUUCAAGG